AUGGCAGCGAACAAGGACUCGUCGGCGGACUGGUGGAAGAGGCACCCUGAGGCGUACGGCUCUAUCGCCGCUGUCCUCGGCGUGAUUCUCAUCUGCUGUGUUUACGUCUUGUGGCGCGGCCCGAAUCGUCGACUGUGGUGGUGGAAGAAGAACGACCCAGACAUGCCGGAGGGCAUCGAAGGAGGCAACAAGAAGCUGCAUCCCUCGCAGGAGACGUUCUACAGCGAGCCCGGCACGAUCCGCACCACCAGCGACAAGCCGAUGGCUACCACGACGCCGCAAGACACAUUCUCUCGCGACGGGUCCGCUGUCCUGCCUAUUCGCAAGUCUUCGCUGUUCACCAUUAAGCAGGCGCGCAAGGUCGCUGCAGCUGUCAAUCAAAAUACACCGCCUGUCCCGACGUACAGGCCGACGAGUAGUGGCCCUGUUUCACCAAACCCUCGUCAUACCAAAGACUUCAGAGACUCGAGCAUCCCUGCAGGACCACUGCCGCCAGGUGCUGCGCCACCGUCCCCUUCCGGUGGCGCUCGUGCACCCAGCCGUGGUAGCCAGUCCCUGAACGCACCUGGUCAACGUUCUAGCAGCGUGCCCAGCAGGCGCUCAGUCACGAGCCCUGUCUCUGGCAUCUCUGACUUUGGCGCCAUGCCUGGCAGCCCGUCGUACCAGACGUACCCGCCGCCGCUUCCUUCGCCUCCGCCCGCGUUCGCGCCGAUGAUGACCAAGACGCCUCCACCAGGAGCGACUUCCCCGCCGUUGAGGGCUUCAGCGACCAUGCCGCCUCCGGGUGCUGCGGCCUAUCCCGUUGGCUCAUCCCCGCCCGUGUCCCCUCAUUUGUCCGCUCGUCCCUUGUCCCACCAAAGGGUCGUGUCGCCGUCAGGCAGCUCGGUGUACAGCAAUGGGAUGCUCAGCCCUGCUCCGCCCUCCCCUCAGUCUUCGGUCUCGGGACACGCCGCCUCCCAGCGACUCAGCGGCCAGCAGCUGCCUUACAGCCACCCGCAGACUCUGAACGCGCUCGCCGGAAACACGCUCAGUCCCCAUCUUGCAACUGGUACCGCCGCGUCCCGACACGCGAAUCGAUUGUCCAGCCGAUCCGCCAAGUCUGCGACGAGUAUUACUCCUUCCCCGUUGGCCCAGAGCAUGACCGGCAAAGAUCUAGGGCAGGACGAUGAUGUCUAUGCGUCUGAGUUUGGCGCCGCCAUCGAUUCGAGGCGCAACCAGCACCGCUCCGUCACCUACGUCCCUCACCCCGAGCAGGCCGCCCGCGUCCCCACUACCUACCCCUCCAGUUCCCCGCCACGCCCGUUGAUGCGUGGUGGAGAAGCAAUCUAG
Trichosporon asahii var. asahii CBS 2479 is the source of this 1329-nucleotide messenger RNA. RefSeq lists its product as uncharacterized. The transcript is spliced from 2 exons. The record is from RefSeq and is a predicted model, not a curated record. Bases 1 to 1329 code for a protein of 442 amino acids. NCBI's taxonomy places the organism in Eukaryota, Fungi, Basidiomycota, Tremellomycetes, Trichosporonales, Trichosporonaceae.